CCGGUGAACCAAUGCGGCCAGGAAGCGAGAGCGGGUCACAGGCAGCCGAGCGGGGAUGGCUGAGGCGGCCGGGCUGAGCUGGUUGGAUUGGACGGGGUCUUCAGCUGACCGCUGCGGCUCAGCGCCGGGGUCCGCCCUGAUCGCCGGGCAUGGAGGGCUGCAGCUUCAGAGACCCUUGGUGAUCACCGCCAUCAGCCGAUUGUGACCCCCAUCACCCCACCAUGUCUGAGCAAAUGGGAGCGUCCAUGCCAGGAGACUGCGGCCCCCUCCUCUUCUACGAGCGCCACUGCCCGCCGCCGCUGCCGCCUGGGCUGGACGGAGUAGGCCUGGGCGGGCCGGCGCACCAUGGCUUCACCCCUGACUGCCUGGAUGGCAUGCGGCCUCACGCUGGGUCCCCCAAGAUGGCCGCCGUCACCGGCGACAACGGCUGGCCGCCCUCGGGCCUAUCCGGGCCGUCGGGGGCCAAGCCCGAGGGGGCAGCAGAGGGCCGCAGCCCGGCCGUCACCUACGUCGAGAGCCUGGCUCAAGGCAGGCUGGACUCCUUUGACGAGGCCUUCCCUCACCACCGCUCGAUAGGCCAGGGCCCGGGAGUGGCCGCCUGUGCCACAACCCCCACCCUGAGGCAGAUGCUCGCAGGGGUCGCGCCCUCGCCCCGCUACCUCCAGGCUAGGCUUCCCCAGGGCCCUCACUGCCGCCCGCAGGAGGCCCCGAGCCUCCACUGUGCCAUAGCUCAGGCCCGGGGCCUGCCAGGUUUCCCACAGCGGCUGGCCCAGCCCCAGGGCGAGGCGGACGGGCGAGGCGCCCACUAUCGGCUCCCACACGUGCACCAGGCCCACCGCUACCUGCAAGGGGCAGGACCCCAGCCCGGGCGAGGGCAGGAGGGGAGGAGGGAGGAUCUCGCGCUGGGAGCCGGACAAGCCCAAUCCUACGUGUGUGGACCACGGCUGCAAUACUGCAUGACAGAGACACCGCGGGAGUCAGUGGGAACACCAGUCUACCAGCACAACAGCCAUGGGUCCCCAGUCACUGUCCCCACCACGUCCCCACACUACCUGAGUCCCUGCCAGCGGCCGGAGUCGGAGAAUGCCUGUGUCCAGCUGCUGGACACCUCCACCAACAAGUUCUUGACCUCCCAGCUCUGUCCGACCGACCUCUACUGGGAACAGGUGCACCAGGCGCCUCUGUCCUGCGACAGGGUCUCCGGCCAAAGGAGAGGGCCCGAGGAGAAGGAGGAGGCAUCCUACCCCUUCAACCGCGGGAGCUGCAAGGACCAGUUCAGGAACGUCGCGAGUUUCCAGGGCCACGCCGCUCCCGGGGGAGGCCUGGGGACGUCCCACAUCAUGACGCAGAAUGACAUAGAGAAGAUCCCGAGGGAUACCGGACACUUCUCUCCCCACCUGCCCACCAGCGCCUUGGCCCCAAAGGCACCGGAAGGGGACAACUGCGGGCGGGACAGCCUGCUGGCGGAGACCUCGGGCGACUUCCUGUCCGGGCAGGAGCUGACCCUCCUUGACAACAUGGUGGACUACGCAACCCCAGAGAGCGCUGAGGAUCUGGAUGCCAAGUACCCGCCCGUGACCCUGUACCGGAGCCUCCUCCGCCUCGCCAGCUGCAGCACCGGGGACUUCCCCGGACAGACACCAGAGCACCUCCAUUACACGCCGCGGCCCAUGCUGGACCCCACACGGAGAGGGACCGGACUCUACUCCAGCCUCAGUCCGUCCACGCCCGCCAUCCCUCCCUUCCCCUGCAGCGAGCUGAAUGGCUUCCAUUGUAUGUCCCAGGAUAACACGACGCAGGGGGACAGCCAGACUCCCUGCAUCAACGUGGGGCCCAGGUUCCAGGCCCUGGUCCCGGAGCGGUGGGAGACGUCCCCGGAGCGCUCGGGAGAGCACCGGGCCGAGCUGGUGUGGAAGCCCUGGAAGGGGCUGGUGGAGAGCCGCGAGGUGCAGGGGCAAGUGGAGAAUCUGCUGAACUUGGCCUGUUCCAGCGCCCUGCCCGGGGGCGGCCUCAACCGCGAGUUCGCUCUGCACUGUCUCUCCGAGGUCAACGGCGACGUACUGGUUGCGCUGGAGAAGCUGUUGUUGGAGAACGGAGCCCGGCCGACCUCUCACCAGCUGGCCGACUAUCACUAUUCGGGAACCAGUAACUGGACACCCAGCGAGAAGCGACUCUUCAACAAGGCCUUCGCCGUGCACAAGAAAGAUUUCCGCGCCAUCCAGAAGGUGGUGCGGACGAAGGUCUUUGCCGAGUGCGUCGAGUAUUACUACUCCUUCAAAAAGAGCCUGAAGUUCAACAAGAAGCUGCGGUCGCGGCCGUCGGACACAGACGAGGACUGGAACAACGCCAUCAGGCAGGACACGGACUACGAGUUGUCCUUCGCGAGCCCGCAGUCGGUGCAGCCGGCGCAGAGGGCGGAGAGAGAGAGCCCCUGCCCCACCGUCAUCGGCAAUUUCCCCUGCAAACAGUGCGGAAAGAUGUUCUACAAGAUCAAGAGCAGGAACGCCCACAUGAAAAUCCACCGGCAACAGGACGACUGGCACCAGGGGUCUCAGGAGGCGAUCGGCCCCCCGACCCCCUACAGCGGCCCCACCCUGGGCAAGCCAGCCCCCACCCCGCCGCUCUACCCCAGCUGGGACGGCCGCGAGCUGCCGGGGCAGGUGGAGGUCAUGUCGGAGGCCGUGGCCAGCGGCGGCCUAACCCAGUUCUACCAUCCGGAGAGCAAGUUUGGCCUGAACAGGAGCAAGUGCCCCAACUUCUUCCUGUAAAAGACAACGCCCCUGCGACGCAUGAA
Messenger RNA from Mobula hypostoma (lesser devil ray), 2794 nucleotides. RefSeq names its product transcriptional-regulating factor 1-like. Gene Ontology annotation, biological process: regulation of transcription by RNA polymerase II; negative regulation of DNA-templated transcription. The coding region runs from base 222 to 2768 and encodes 848 amino acids. The transcript is spliced from 15 exons. Lineage: Eukaryota; Metazoa; Chordata; Chondrichthyes; Myliobatiformes; Myliobatidae. Gene Ontology annotation, cellular component: transcription regulator complex; histone deacetylase complex. The record is from RefSeq and is a predicted model, not a curated record. Gene Ontology annotation, molecular function: transcription corepressor activity.